AAAAUAUUAGGUGGAAGAUCAUGAAUUAGUUUCCUUUGCUUACUCCCUCCAUCUCAGUUGUCAAUAACAUGAGUAAUGUUUUGCGUUUAAUCAAUGAUAGACAAAAGCAAUUGUUUGACUCAAAAUAUGUGCAUAAUUUGCGAUCAAAUCAGACUCUUUCUUUUGAAAUUUCAAACAACACGACUGUGACAUCAGAAACUAAAUAUGCCAGUACAGCAAUUGACAUAGAUACUAAUGGAGAAUAUCUGCUAUCUGGAGAUUCUGUUGGUGGUGUCAGCAUACAUCAGAUAAAUGAGCUGGAGGUUAACUCUGUUAAUGAGGUCAAACCAACAUGUUAUGAACCAAAAACAGGUCAUAAAUUCAGUAUUAACUCUAUUAAGUGGUUCCCUAAAGACACAGGCAUAUUCAUAUCAGGCUCGUCAGAUAAAUGUGUACAAGUCUGGGACACCAAUGAGAUGGCUGCUGUUGAUAAGUUCAAGUUCUCUGGACAUGUUUAUGAUGCUCAAUUAUCAGCGAAAGGUGGAAAAACAUCCCAUCUCAUUGCAGCUGCUGUAUCAAAUCAUCAAGUGAAGCUGUGUGAUAUGAAGUCUGGAUCUGACACUCAUACUUUGAGAGGACAUACAGCAGCAGUUAAUAAUGUUAUCUGGUCAAACAGAAACGCUUAUGCCUUAAUUUCUGCUGGAAGAGAUGGAAAAAUAGUCAUGUGGGAUGUAAGAAGAUCAAAAGCAGCGGUGCAUUAUUUUGAUCAGUUCAAUGGAAACUCAGACAAAGGUCAUAGUGGAUCAGUGACAAGUUUAUCACAGACAGAGGGAGGUCUUUAUCUUCUCAGUUCUGGCCAAGAUGAGCAAGUGCGCUGCUGGGACAUGACAACUGGGGAAAACACUUUUACUAACUUUGGAACUGCAGCUUGUGCAGACAUUAAAUCAGUUGGUGCAGCUGUUUCCUUCUAUUCGUGUUACCCUGGAUUGCUAUAUUUACCAAAUGGUAGUGAUGUAUCAGUUUAUGACGUUUUAACUGGUCAACACAUCACUGAUCUCUCUGGGCACUUUGGCAGAAUAAAUGCUGUUUGUUUCAACAAAGCUAUUGCACAGUUAUAUUCUUGUUCUAGUGACUGUACAAUACUUCUCUGGGAACCUCCUGGAGCAUCAGAUAAAACGGAUGAAAGUAAUGCUCAAACAAAGACUGUUUAUCAGGAUAACUGGAGUGACAGUGACGAUGACCUGUAACCUUUGUUGCACUCGUAUUUUAGCUAAUUGCAAGGGAUUUCCAUCUAAUCCUAUAGGCCCUUUAGCUUUGGUAAUUCAGUAACUUAUGAGUUAUAAUAUUGUACUACUUAUAAAAGGUAUCUAUCGUGACUUGUGAGAGUUGUUAAUGUAUCCCACUUAAAGAGUACAAUGUCAGAUGUUAAUUUGUUUUUGAUAUGAUAAGCUUGACAGUUUGAUAAUUCUUAAAUUCCUUAUGUAUGCUGCAAAUUGAAUUUUAAAGGUAGAUGUUCCAGAUUAAUUUUCAUUCUUAGAAAGAGAAACUUUUAUUCUUUUACUUUUAAUUGGUCAGCUUUACAUGGAGAAUGCAUAAGCCUGGUUCAUUUCAAAACUUCUCUGUUGCAUUAUUGCAUCACUAUAAAGUAUAAGCAACUGGUU
Molecule: messenger RNA, 1640 nt
Organism: Bolinopsis microptera
Lineage: Eukaryota; Metazoa; Ctenophora; Tentaculata; Lobata; Bolinopsidae
Product: DNA excision repair protein ERCC-8-like
Exons: 1
Coding region: 69-1226 (385 amino acids)
Biological process (GO): protein polyubiquitination; proteasome-mediated ubiquitin-dependent protein catabolic process; transcription-coupled nucleotide-excision repair
Cellular component (GO): nucleotide-excision repair complex; Cul4A-RING E3 ubiquitin ligase complex
Molecular function (GO): protein binding
Source: RefSeq, a predicted model, not a curated record